AUGAGUGCAGCUUAUGUGGCUAGCUCGAGUGUUGACGCUGAGCUUGAGGGUGAUUCCGAGGAAGAUGAUGGCGCGGGAGCGAUGGUACAGGAUGAAGACCGAACAUUGCAAGCCAUCCUCAGAGCAGGGGGUGCCACAAAGGAGUUCAUCGAAGCAGCAAAGCUCGUGAAGUGCGACAUGUGCGAGAAGACAAGCCCAAAGCCCCGCGCACAUCCUGUAGGGUUGGAUCAAGGGAACUACGUGUUCGGAGACGUGGUUGGAGGAGAUGUUCUAGAGACAAUGGAUUCGGGAAGACGGAGGUGUCAGUGCUUGAACAUCGUGGAUCUAGCAACUGGAUUCCAACAACUAGAACUCCUGAGAGAAGUGACAAGGGAGAAUCAUGGCCCGCCACCAGCGGAGAUGUGUUUGGAGGCAUUUCAGAGACGGAACGGAUGGGCAGGUUUGCCGAGAUGUGUCAUGGCAGACAGAGCAACCCACAACAGAGGAACAUUCACAAGCUACCUCAACGAGAAGGGCGUUGAUGUGCGUUUCGCGGCAACAGAGGCACCUUGGAUGCUGGGAAAAGUCGAGAGGCACGGUGGCCUGGCAAAUGCAGCCGUGCGUAAGACACUUGGAACAUUGACUGAUGAAACCACUUGGAAUGACAUUGGCGCCAUGGAAGGGAAGUUCAAUGAUGCAGACGCAUUCGCAUUGAGACAGAAGAGCAGGAUUGAAGCUAAGAAAGCCAUGGUAAAGUUAGAUACAAGCAAACGUAUCCAGAAAGCCCUGACAAAGAUCGCAUCCCCAAUCAAGGAGAAGUACAACACAGGAGACUACGUGGUUUACCGUAGAGAUGCCCAAGUAGGUGGAACCAAGUGGAGCACAACUUCCAGAGUGAUCGGGAAGGAGAGCGAGGAAGCUAUUUGGGUCGUGAAUGGGGGAUUGCCGGUUCUAUGUUCUGUUCAUUCAUUGAGACCAGCGUCUGAGGAAGAAGUUUUAUCCCAUUGCUUGCUGAACGGUAUUCCCGUCUUACCGGAGUCAUUGACCGAAGGACCCAAGGGCAAGCGGGGGUUUGUAGACGCCCCAGACAAGACAGAAGAGCCGGAGCCAAAAUCGCGGAAACCUACACCAGCAGUAAGGAAGCGCAAGCAAGAUGAAGUCGAACAAGCAGCGAUACAAAGCAGCAGCUCGAGCUCCAGUUCAAGCUCAGAAAGCUCAGCAGAAGACGAGGGUCAGCGCCAGAGUACAUCAUCCCAGGGAAACAAUGCGGCCGAGGAUGAGGCUGACCAGAACGUCGCCAAUGUCGCCGAGAACUACCUCUACGACUCGGGGUUAGCAGCAUCGGCAGCAAUCGAAGCACUCGACUUCCGUCCGGCAACAUUGUUUCGCAUCCGGAGCGACAGCCCGGUGGAUCUAUCGUCAUUGCCUGAGAUUCCGAAGGAAAACCCAGAGUUCAGGGCAUUCAUGGCAGAGCGUUUUGGACAGGGAGAAGAAAGCGCGGGAAGCAAGAACAUUCACAAAUGUGAUGACGAUGCCAAAGAAGGCCUCAAGCAGUCGCGAAAGGAUGAAUGGAAUAAGUAUCAGCAUUACAAUACGGCCAUUCCCAUUCGAGGAGAGAUGCUUCAGAAGCUGUUGAACGAGGGACAUCAACCGAUCCCAAGCCAGUGGAUAGAUGUGGACAAGAAUGAACACAUGAAAGGCAGUGAGGGCUACAAGCCGAAGUAUCGCAGUCGAUUGGUGGCAUGCGGUCACCUGGAAAAGGUGAACCGUGACGAGCUUCGGUGCGAUAGCCCGACGGCUGAUGCUGAGGUUCAUUGUCUCAUCGCUAGUUAUGCAGCGUCGAGGAGAUUGAAGCUGUACUGCGGUGACAUAUCGAGUGCCUACUUUCAGGCUUCGGCAAUGGAAAGAAUUCUCUUGAUGAGGCAACCGUCAGGAGGAUUGCCCGGUGUGCCCGAAGAUGCGAUGCUCCUGUGCAGACUUCCGAUUUACGGAACGAUGGGGGCUACCUCACGCCUCGUGUGCCGUACGAUCACUACUGCAUGUCAUGCGAGUUGUCAGCUUGUUGCCUUGACUUUUUCUUGUUUGAUCUGCAUGCUGCUGACCGCUGCAGCCAUAAUAUCAAAGUCCCGCCCGCCCGCCCUGGGUGAAGGGAUAUGGUGCAGCGGAGCCGCUGCGGAUGAUGAGUCGUUGCACCCAUGUGUGCUUCUCUUCAAUCGGAGUUCUUGA
This is a messenger RNA of Symbiodinium sp. CCMP2592, 2205 nucleotides long. The record is from the annotation of a GenBank genome assembly. NCBI's taxonomy places the organism in Eukaryota, Dinophyceae, Suessiales, Symbiodiniaceae.